ACCACGUCUCUCCUUCUUCUUCUUCUUCGGGGGUUUCGAAGCUGCUCUCUUUGUAUGCUUUGAAAUCUCUUCUUUUCUCUCUUUCCCUCACUGCUUUCUCUCUCAUCAUUUUUCUUCUGAAAUCUCUUCAAUGGCGGAAUCAAAGCUCGUUUUCUUGUCGGUUUUGUUGCUGUUUUCGUUGUUUUUUAGCGGCGUAAUUGCAGAUUCUGGAAAUUCGGAAGUUAUCGAAGAAGUUCGAUCGGAUGAUUCUUCCGCUUUUAAGCUUGAAUUCGAUCAGCUUAAGUCUAAGAUCCAACUUCUUGAGACUCGCCUUGAUGAGAGCAAUGCGAAUUUGAAGAAAAAGGAUGAGAAAAUAUCGGACUUGGAGGUUGUUAUUCAGGAGAAGUCGGAUGUUGUUGCAUCGUUGCAAAGCGAGAUUGAGAAUGCUCAGAAAAGGGGAACAUCUGAUGCUGAGGAGCGGGUUGGGAAGGCUCAUGCUCGGGCUAGUGAGUUGCAAAAGCAGGUUGACAAGUUGAAGAAAGAAAUUGAAGGACAAAAAAAGGAAAAGGAGGCCUUGGAAACCCAAGCGAUUGAAUCAGAGAACAAAAUUUCCAAAUUGAGUUCAAAAUUGGACAAGCUCCAGAAGAUCAAUGAUGAACAGAAGAGCAGAAUCCGUAAAACUGAGCGUGCUCUUCAAGUGGCAGAGGAAGAGAUGAUGAAGGCUAAGUCAGAGGCCACCUCAAGGACUAAGGAGUUAAUGGAGGUGCAUGGUGCAUGGCUUCCACCAUGGUUCUUGGAUCAUGCGCUUCGUUCUUGGUCUUUUCUAACGGUUGAGUGGAAUGAGCAUGGAAAACCUGUUAUGGAGGUUUUGAUUCAGAAGACAUUGGAGAAGAAGGACCAAGCUGAAAAGUGGGCAGAACCUCACAUUGAAAAUAUUAAAACUAAAUGGGUCCCAGUUGUGAAGGAGCAAUGGGUGAUGGCAACAGAGUAUGUUGAACCCCAUAUUCAGACGUUGACAGCUAAGUCUGCUGAGGCAUUUGAGGCAUCUAAGAAUGCCAUUAAGCCACACAUCACUAAAGCACAGGAGCUGGCAGACCCUUACUAUCAGGAAGUGAAGAAAGUAAGUAAACCAUACAUUGAUCAUGUUGCCACUGUGGCAAAGCCUCAUGUUGAAAAAGCAAGAACUGCCUUGAAGCCGUAUACUAAGAAGGCAGUUCAUGUCUAUGGGAAAUUUCUAGAAUCAGCAACUACGUAUCAUCAACAGGUCCAAUCUGCAGUUCAUGAAAAGCUGCAGCAGCAUGAGGUUACAAGACAUCUAGCAACAAAGGAGUUGGUUUGGUUUUUGGCCUCUGCUCUUUUGGUCCUUCCUGUGAUUUUUUUAUCUAAACUUUGCUCAGCAAUGUUCUGCAAAAAAUCAGUGAAGCCUGCUCGUAAUACUCAAGCUCAUCAUGCCCGUCGAAAGGGUAAAAGGGGACAUUCAGACAAAUAGAUUAUCAGCAUCUAGUUUGAUUUGCUUUUGUGGCACGUCUGAGGCUGAAAUGAAGUUUUAGAAGAUUUUACAGUCAUUGAUGUACUGCAUCAAUCAUCCCCGAAGGAGGUUUCUUUGCUAGGCACAAUUUUCUUUGUAUUGUUAAUUCUUUUGUGAAAAAAUUGUCUAGUAACUUAUGUCGAUAAUGGAGCCGGAAGCUUUACUAUCAACAUAAUAGGUUGCUUUAUGUUUGGAUGAUGAUGUUUCUCUUCUCAUUUUUAACCUCCUGGGUUUGUAAUUUUCUCCUACACAUUGCUAGGUUACAGUCGUAGAUAGCCUUUUUUUUAGGGAUUAGGUGAUUUCCACUAUCAUAGAUUAUCGAGGACUAGAAUAUCAUCUGUUGUAUUAUGAUAAGACUAGUAUUUCUUGUUGAGUAAUAUUUUUGUUAUUGUGUUUUAAAAAAAAAAUAGACAGUCUCACUUUGAAUUAAGUAAGUUCGAUGGAGAUGGUAGGUAA
Messenger RNA from Chenopodium quinoa (quinoa), 1963 nucleotides. Its product is annotated as 227 kDa spindle- and centromere-associated protein-like. Bases 131 to 1468 code for a protein of 445 amino acids. NCBI's taxonomy places the organism in Eukaryota, Viridiplantae, Streptophyta, Magnoliopsida, Caryophyllales, Amaranthaceae. The transcript is spliced from 15 exons. The record is from RefSeq and is a predicted model, not a curated record.